AUCCUGGAACGCUUUUCAGCUGUCGGAUCUAGGAAACAGACGCUCUAUGGACACAGAGAUACGAGCAUUUUCCAGUUUGGAUUUUUAAACUCCUGCUUCUUUCACACGACGAGUUCAGCAUGGCUGUGGCUGGAGCACUGAUGCCUGCUGUGACACCGUUCCCAAGCGUCAACACGAUGGAUGAUCUGUUGGAUGAGUGUGUGCAGAGCAGCGCAACAGGUGGUGCAGAGAACCCGCGCAUACAAGUGGAGUUCAGCAUCGUGCAAUCUCCAGCUUUACCCCCCAAAGAUGACGACGAGUUGGCAAAAUUUUUGGAUAUCGAUUUUAUUUUGUCAAACACCAUUGAUUCCAUUGAUUCUGCAAACAACGCCAAUGGGAAUAUUUUACAGCCACAGCAGCAGCAGCAGCCGCCGCAGCAGCAGCAGAACGCGUAUUCUCUGCCCGACUCGCCUGAGAGCUUAGCUUCUGUGUCAGAGUGCAGCGACCACCCUCCUUCUCAUCUGGUUGCACAGGGCUACCACGGCAGUGUGAGCUUCACAGGCUCCAGCCCGGUGCACAGUCUGAUGGCGGAGCUUCUCAACACUGACAUGGGCUACCCGGGGGAGAGUUCAUCCGACAAGCAGAGAGAAGGGAGGGAGUACACGGAAUUGCGAGCUUUAAACCACGUUCCAGCUGCUCCCGCUCAUCUCCAAGUGGCCACAACGCCUUCUUCGAUUGGAUACAAAAUUAAAACCGAGCACGUGGAUCAGUCUUGCAUGAUGGCUGCAGUCGGUGGGAACUUUAUGGAACAAGCGUAUGACAAGCCCCAGAUGCGCGCAAUGCCUCCACCAGCUUUUACGCACCACCAAGCUACAGUUCCAGGUGUGCUGCAGGGUUUCGUUGCACACCCUAUGCAGCAUGCCCCACCUCAGGGACGCACCGUGCAAAUGAAUAUGAGCUCACAUCUUCCUCCAAAUCAACGCCAGGUCCAGAAUCAGUACGUGCCGUAUCACCCUCAGUACGCACAGCAGAGCGUGCCACAGUUUCAAGGCCAAUACAACAUGCGCAGAGAGCCAGUCCAGGUUCACCAGCAGCACCGCCCCUCAUCUCUGCAGGGGAUGAUGCUCACUCCUCCCUCGUCGCCAUCGUUGAUGGAGUUCUACGCGCAUGAUGAGGCGGGUGGCAUCAAGCAGAAGCGAGGCCGCAGGUCGUGGGCCAGAAAACGUGCUGCCACACACAACUGCGAGUUUCCCGGCUGUGGGAAAACAUACACAAAGAGCUCCCACCUCAAGGCUCACAUGAGAACGCAUACAGGUGAGAAGCCCUACCACUGUAACUGGGAAGGUUGCGGCUGGAAGUUCGCCAGGUCAGAUGAGCUGACCCGCCACUUCAGGAAGCACACUGGGCACCGACCCUUCCAGUGCCACCUCUGUGAGCGUGCCUUCUCCCGCUCAGAUCACCUGGCUCUCCACAUGAAGAGGCACAUGUAGGCCACACUGAGCAUUGAGAUGAGAUGAGCAUUUUAAGGACACUUCCACGUUUCCCUUUUGGGAUCGUGGUCAGCAUCCAGAAGAAGAAUGAGACGUCCCCAUCGUUGGUCACAGAAAGACUGUAGCACAGCAGUCCUCUGCAGGCCUGAGCAGAUGUGGGACUUUGGCAGAGUUGAGUACCUUGGCAACCAUAUUGAGUUUUUACAAUAGUGCAUCAUAUCCAGCAGAGUAAAGUGCCUCCAGUGGUUGUUGUGCAUACCACAACCCUGGCUAAGUUAUAGUAGUUUAGUAUUUAAAACAUUUCCUCACUCUGUUUUAAGUAAGUUAUUGGUUGCUGCUGAGUGCCUUACUGAGAGUGUGGGCAGGACCCUGUCUUUUGUACACAUUGUAAAUUGUACGUUCUUUUUAUUUUUUCUUCUUUUUUUUUUUUUUGCAAUGUUUACAUCUUAUACCUUUGAUACUACUCAGAUCAGGUCAGGAUUGCAAUGGAUUUUUUUGUACAUAUUUUUUGAAACUUUUUUUCGUGGCUUUUUUUAUAGACCACACUUUUGAUUUUUUUUCUAAGCAUUGCAGGCUUUGCCUAUAUUUGAGACAUUUUUGUUUGGUUUUGUUGUUUUGUUGAUUUGUUGAUUGUGAAGGUUUGCUUGAGCAACGCAAACAAAUUCAGGUACUGAUGUUCAGGAUCCCAGACAACAGAGUCGCUCAGACUCCAAUUGAAAUGUUGUUUUUGUUUAUUCUUACAUCUCAUUGCUUUUCGAGAUGCAGAUAUGUAUUUUAUGAUGAAAAAUGGAUCCUUGUUUGUUGUUUUUUUUAAGAAUGAAGAAAUCCACUGUUCAUCCAACUGACGGAUGAACUGUUGUACUUGAAACACAAAUGCUUUUUUUUUUAAAAAUUUAAAAAUUGGGCUUAAGUGCUCCAAAAUAAACCUACUUUUACAACUA
This is a messenger RNA of Stegastes partitus (bicolor damselfish), 2410 nucleotides long. It is a transcript of the gene klf17, whose product is annotated as Kruppel like factor 17. The record is from RefSeq and is a predicted model, not a curated record. Gene Ontology annotation, biological process: regulation of transcription by RNA polymerase II. The coding region runs from base 120 to 1469 and encodes 449 amino acids. The transcript has 3 exons. NCBI's taxonomy places the organism in Eukaryota, Metazoa, Chordata, Actinopteri, Pomacentridae. Gene Ontology annotation, molecular function: DNA-binding transcription factor activity, RNA polymerase II-specific; RNA polymerase II cis-regulatory region sequence-specific DNA binding.